Messenger RNA from Asparagus officinalis (garden asparagus), 2484 nucleotides. RefSeq lists its product as uncharacterized. The record is from RefSeq and is a predicted model, not a curated record. The transcript is spliced from 5 exons. Bases 235 to 2484 code for a protein of 749 amino acids. NCBI's taxonomy places the organism in Eukaryota, Viridiplantae, Streptophyta, Magnoliopsida, Asparagales, Asparagaceae.
UUAGAUUUUAGAUUUUUGCAUAUGUAUGAUAUAAAUUAGAUUUUAGAAUUUAAUUGUGAAUUAUUUACGAAUUUUGUGAAGACGUAUUAAAUAAUUUUGCGUAUUUAGAGGUGAAAUUAUCAAUUAAUGUGGAAAUUAGAGUUACUACCUAAAUGUAAAAAUUAGUAACAAUCAAUAUUUAUUUGGCUUUUCGUGUAAUAUUGAUAUUGAAUUUUUCACUCUUCAGAGGUAACGAUGAAUGAUCGAAUUGUAAUUCUCUGUUCUUAUGAUGGGAAGAUUAAUUACCUCGAGAAUAAUAUGCCCGUUUAUGAAGGAGGCACGACGAGACCGUUGUUCAUAACAAAAUCGUGUACUUUCGAUGAUUUGGUUAAUGAAUUACACAAACUUACAUUAACUAACUCACGUGAGUAUCACCUCAGUGUGGUUUGCAAUUAUCCUGUUGUGGAGAACAGAACAAGUGGCAUUCAAAUAUCAAGUGACUACGAUAUGGGUCUCAUUCAUGUCUUACACGACGAGAAGCGUUCGGUCGAAUUGUUCAUUGAAAAACAUCAGAGAGAUUUGGGCAAAUCGUUGAACUACGAAGGAAUGUAUUCCCGCAUGUUGGAGGAUCCUGAAGUUGAUUCUGUAGGCUUUUUAUCUCCUCAACAAGAUGAAUGUUGGACACAAUCACAAUACAUGAGCGGUCCUUCGUUCGUGGGCACUUCGAAUGCUUUCGAUACUAACACGGGAAUUCAAGAAGAUAAUGCAAGUGUUGAAUCCGAGAAUGAUGAUGAAGAGGAGGGAUUACAAAUUAAUAGCAUGACCUUGAUAGAUCGUGAUGACGGGGAAAACCAACACAUCGACGGGGCUUAUGUUAAUAAUGAGUAUGUCGGCUUAGAGGAUCCGCCGCCCGAUGAACUUCAAGGAGAUGAAUGGAUUGAUAACUCCGCGAUGGAAAGUGUUCCUAUUGGCACUAAUAGCGGUGUUGAUACACAGGCCGAGGACUUCUCAUUCAUCAAGGGAGAUCUUUACGAGAGUAAGGAUAAAUUGAUCCAUGCUAUUCGCACGUAUUCCAUUGCAAAAAAUGUGAAGUUCAGGCCUACCAAAAAUAAUACUACAAGCUAUAAUGUGGUUUGUUUCUAUCGCAAAGAUGACGAUGUCGAAGAUAAUAGUGGACACCACGACGGCAAUGCGAGGUGUCCGUGGAAGCUUAAUUCACGCUCGGGUUCAAGAGUAGGUGGGCAAUUCAAAAUCACGGCAUACAAUGGACUCCACACUUGUAGCAAUCCUCGAUUAGAGAUGAAUAACAAGAAUGCGUCCUCUUCUUUUAUAUAUCGAUUGAUUUUACCGCAUCUGAGGGAGGAUCUUGAUCUAAGGCCGAAAGAUAUCCGUCUUUUAGUGCAUAAAGCCACCAACUUGGAUGUAUCAUAUCACAAGUGUUGGAAUGCUAGGAGGAAGGCGAUGAUAAAAAUAUUCGGGGAUUGGGAUAAAUCGUAUGAGAUCUUACCUCAUUAUCUUGAAGCACUCAAAAGAGAAAAUCCGGGGACUGUCUACGAAGUAUCUUCGGACCACGUUGAUGGCGGAGAACGGCGGUUCACCGGUGUAUUUUGGGCAUUUGGGCCCUGUAUUGAGGGGUUUCAAUAUUGCCGUCCUCUUCUUAGCAUUGAUGGAACUCACUUAUAUGGUAAAUACCCCGUAGAGAUGCAUGUACCGGACCGUGUGCUACGGCAGUUUACACUCUCUCAGCAUAUUCCAGAUCCUGUCGAGCAGAUCAAUCGUCGGCGGCGCCCUACAUCGCACCGGACUGACUGGGCCGUAGUCCGUGCGGCCUACAUAGAUAGGUGGGUUCAGAGGUGGGAUUGCAUACAGGAUACGAGGCCCACAGCUGUUGACUAUACCACGUAUAUGCGUUGGUAUUGGGGUAUCACACGUAGAUGGAUCACGCGUGACCCACAGCCUUUAGCUGGACACAUGCCACGCCCACCGACAGAUAGUUACAUCCCUAGUGGGAUGAACGAGAGAGAUUACGUCCGUGUUUUAGAUAGCAUUGAUGCUGAUAUUGAUGCGCACGUGACUGAGAUUCAGGAUCAGGUGGCGUUAGGUCUCCUCAGCAGGAUCAAGAAGAGCAUAGCGCAGGUGUUCCAUAAGACUCACGUCGACGAGUUCGCAGGCCGUGAGGACAGGUCUCGCUCAUUUGGACGGGCGUACGCUCGACGUCGACGGCCGCGUGAUGAUGACGCCGGCACUUCGCAUGCCGAUGGAGCCGGCACUUCGCAUCAGCUGUGCAUGCUGGGUGACCUGCAACUUCACGGGAUUUCAAGUCCCGUGAAGUUGCAGUGCCAAAUUUCCAGAGACUCGAUCUCUGGCAAAUUGUGGACUGCAACUUCACGGGAGUUGAACUCCCGUGAAGCUGCAGUCACAAUUUCCAGAGAUCGAUUCUCUGGAUUUGUUGACUGCAACUCCACGGUGAUAUUGUCAAAAGCGAGGACUUGGAUUGAUACUUGA